This is a messenger RNA of Oryzias latipes (Japanese medaka), 1997 nucleotides long. RefSeq names its product basic leucine zipper and W2 domains 1a (gene bzw1a). Gene Ontology annotation, cellular component: cytoplasm; membrane. The record is from RefSeq and is a predicted model, not a curated record. Gene Ontology annotation, molecular function: protein binding. Lineage: Eukaryota; Metazoa; Chordata; Actinopteri; Beloniformes; Adrianichthyidae.
UUCAAAUACGCAUGCGCGGCAGGCGGAGCCUGCGGAAGUCCUGACGGGAAGGUCUUUUUGUUUGGACCGCUUAGACACGACGUUCUCUUCACCUGGUUAACAACCGUUUUUUAUCUGCAGUAAUUUCGGUGUCUUUUAUGAAUAAUCAAAAGCAGCAAAAGCCAACGCUAACCGGCCAGCGUUUCAAAACGAGGAAAAGAGAUGAAAAGGAGAGAUUUGACCCUACCCACUUUCAAGAAAGUAUCGUACAAGGCUUGAAUCAAACUGGCACUGAUUUGGAAGCGGUCGCAAAGUUUCUCGAUGCCUCUGGUGCCAAGCUCGACUACCGCCGGUAUGCAGAGACGCUCUUCGACAUCCUGGUGGCCGGCGGGAUGCUGGCGCCGGGCGGGACGCUGUCCGACGACAUGACCCGAACCGAGUUCUGCCUCUUUAGGGCACAAGAAGACCUGGAGACAAUGCAAGCAUAUGCUCAGGUUUUUAACAAGCUGAUCAGGCGUUACAAGUACCUGGAGAAGGGGUUCGAAGAGGAGAUAAAGAAGCUGCUGCUGUUCCUUAAGGGGUUCACCGAGUCUGAGCGCAACAAGCUGGCCAUGCUGACCGGCAUCCUGCUGGCCAACGGCAACAUCUCGGCCUCCAUCCUGAGCAGCCUUUUCAACGAGAACCUCGUCAAAGAGGGAGUCUCCGCAGCCUUCGCUGUCAAACUGUUCAAGUCGUGGAUCGCGGAGAAAGACAUAAACUCUGUCGCUGGCAGUCUUCGUAAAGUUGGCAUGGACAACCGGCUGAUGGAACUCUUUCCUGCCAACAAACGGAGCUGCGAGCAUUUUUCGAAGUACUUCACUGACGCCGGGCUGAAGGAGCUGUCCGACUUUGCCCGCAACCAGCAAUCCAUCGGCGCCCGCAAGGAGCUCCAAAAGGAGCUCCAGGAGAUGAUGGGCCGCGGUGACCCUCAGAAGGAGAUCAUCGCCUACACCAGGGAGGAGAUGAAGAAAGCCAACCUCUCUGAACAGGCCAUGAUCAGCAUCAUCUGGACCAGCGUGAUGAGCUGUGUGGAGUGGAACAAGAAGGAGGAGCUGGUGACCGAACAAGCCAUCAAACACUUGAAGCAAUACAGCGCACUGCUGAAAGCCUUCACCUCCCAGGGUCUGUCGGAGCUCAGCCUGCUGCUGAAGAUCCAGGAGUACUGCUACGACAACAUCCACUUCAUGAACUCCUUCCAGAAGAUCGUGGUGCUCCUCUACAAAGCGGACGUCGUGAGCGAAGAGGCCAUCCUGAAGUGGUACACGGAGGCCCACCUCGCCAAGGGGAAGAGCGUGUUCCUCGAGCAGAUGAAGAAGUUUGUGGAGUGGCUGAAGAACGCAGAGGAAGAGUCUGAAUCGGAUGAAGAGGAGGCGGACUGAAACCUCCGACACCAGACGGCGCUUUGUUCUUUCUUUUUCUUCUACUUCCUUUUUUUUUUCAUGGAGUAGCAGGGAGCAGUAGAAUGUUUUCCUUUUACUCUCCUCUUCCUCCUCCUACUUUAGUCUCACCUUGUUUCAAUAUUUAAGGGUAUUUAAAGAAAACGAAGGGCGCAGUCCUGAAACGACAGCUUGUGUAGCGGAUCAAAUCGGGCGCAGAACCAACAACUUCUCCUCCCUUUUGUUUUCUUUUUGCUCCACGAGCUUCAAAUCGGAAUCAUUCCAUCAGACCUCUGGGAGGGAACUCGUGGCGGGUUCGCUUCAUCCGGGCUCGUCUCCGGAAACCACCUCCCCCGUUUUGCCAAAGUUUUGUUUUCCCUCGGGUUCGUCCUUCCCAUCUUUUUUUUUUUUUUUUUUUUUUUUUUUUUUUUUUUUUUUUUGAGUAAAGCUCCGCUGCUUGUCGAGUUCGAUCUGGUCAGAAGACAGCCCGACCCCCCCCCCCUGUAAAAUGCCUCGUCAGCCACCUGAUUAUUGAUUUCUACUUUCUUUAAUCUGAUAUAAACCGAUUGACUUUUUUAUGAAAUAAAGAUUAUUGGAACACUU